Molecule: messenger RNA, 810 nt
Organism: Cyclocybe aegerita
Lineage: Eukaryota; Fungi; Basidiomycota; Agaricomycetes; Agaricales; Hemipholiotaceae
Source: the annotation of a GenBank genome assembly
AUGAUCCUUGUGGAAGGAAUACCGUCCUCCAUCGAUCCCACUCUCCGUCCGCGAAUAUGGAAGAUCCUCCUCCGUGUAAACGAACUCCCUACCGAUACCUAUCUUCAUUAUGUCUCGCGAGGCCCGUGCCAAGUCCGAGAGAAGAUUAGAAAUGACACAUUUCGGACUUUGGCAACUGAUAAAGGUUUCAAGGAGCGUGUCCGAGAAGAUAUGUUGGUGCGUCUCCUUGAUGCUUUCGUUUGGCGAAGCCAUGACAGACAGGAGAGCGACCAGCUGGGUUUCACUUACGUCCAAGGGAUGAAUGUCCUUGCCGCUCCUUUUCUUUAUACUAUGCCCUCCGAGGUUGAGGCAUUUUUUUGCUUUUCGAAGUUUAUCGAAGAAGCGUGCCCCUUGUAUGUUCAACCCACUCUCCAGGGAGUUCAUCAAGGUUUGAAGCUUCUUGAUCGAUGCCUUCAAUUUGUAGACCCUGAGCUCUAUGGGUACUUGCGAUCCAAGAAUCUCUCUGCCGAAAUUUACGCGUUUCCCUCAAUUUUGACCUUGUGUGCAUGUACUCCACCUCUGGAUCAAGUUCUUCAGCUUUGGGACUUUUUGCUCGCAUUUGGGGUUCACCUCAACGUGUUAUGUGUGAUUGCCCAGCUCCUAUUGAUGAGAGACGAGGUGAUGGCAUCUUCGAGCCCCAUGCGAUUACUUCGAACCUUCCCUCCAUUGGAAGCCCUUCCCGUGAUUGGUAUUGCCGUCACGCUUGUGCGAGAUCUUCCUCCAGAACUGUAUGAUGAAUUGGUCAAACAUCCGUUCGAAGUAGUUCACUAA